ACGUUAGAAAUUAUUUCCCUGCAACAGAUAAGUGAGAAAGAGAGCCUCCCUGAUGGCGGAAAGUCCAGUUUCAGGGUGAUAAACACAGUGGUGCCCGAGUCGUAUGUGAACUUCACUCUCUACUCCAAGAGGUGCAACUGUUCCCUGGAGUCCUGUGGUAGUGAGGUCCUCACCCAACAUAUUCCCUUCCCAACCGUCUCUGACUCAAUGCAAGUCGACCCCAAGAGCAGUCAUGUUUUACGUGGUGCAGGUACUACUAUUGUGCAGACCAGCAUCAGGGAAGAUAGUUACUCUGUCAAGUUCAGACUGGCGGAAUAUACACUAUUGUUCUGGGGAACACUGACAAUGAAAAGUAUCAGCAGUGUGGUGGAGCUACAUGCAAACUCUGUCAGUCGGUUCCUCCAAACUCCCAAUGUACAACAUCUCAUUACUGCCCCAGUGAGUAUGAAGGCGUUGUGCCAAGCAGCGUGGCUGUGGACGGUGGCCAUUGGUAACCUGUUUGUCAUCAUCAUAGCUGAGGGCAGGAUCUUUGAGAACCAGGCACUGGAAUUCUUCUUCUUUGCCGCCUGCAUCGGAGGUGUGGCCAUCCUAUUUGCAGUGAUGUCGUUCUUCUACAAGUAUGUGGACCUCUCCACCUACAACCAGCUGCAACAGGAGGGGGAGGGAGAUGAAGUCUCCUCAGACGAGACACGGGCCCUCAUUCUCUCUCACGACAAGGAACAAGAGCAGAAACAGAGCAGAGAGAAGAAUGAGAAAGGCAACGAAAGUGAAUUCUGAUUAUGAAUAAUCCUAUUAAGUUAUAAUCUCUGUUUUUGUCUUCACAUUAUUUUUUACCGCACCUGUUAUGGUGAAAAUUCUGACAACGCAAGGCAAGAAUCGUACCGUGCUGUACUACAA
Messenger RNA from Geodia barretti, 897 nucleotides. NCBI's taxonomy places the organism in Eukaryota, Metazoa, Porifera, Demospongiae, Tetractinellida, Geodiidae. The record is from the annotation of a GenBank genome assembly.